CCGUGUUCUCCGUGUGCAUGCUCAGCCUGUGCUCCAAGUACUGGCAGGUCAUGCUGGCGCAGGGUAUCGCUUCUGGUCUGGCGGUUGCCAUUGUGUCUUCGGGGAGUAGUUUAGGCGGCGUCGUCUACCCAUGCAUGCUCCGGUCAGCUUCGCGUCUGCUGUGCGCUGGAAUGCUCUCAUGCAGGGUGUUCUGCUGUUUGUCGCCAACUUUCUCUGCUCGUCUCCUGGGGAAAGCGUCUGCCAACGCAACCGCGGCCGCAGACAAGGAAGACCCCCCAGGGCGUGCAGUGGGCUCCGCGGCUUCAAGAGCCUGCCCUGGGCCUUCUUUGUGCUGGGCUGUUUCAGAUUGAUGUUUGACACAGUUGACUUUCUUUUUCAAGUCUUGUAUUAUAGCUUGUAGAGGCCGA
Penicilliopsis zonata CBS 506.65 is the source of this 407-nucleotide messenger RNA. RefSeq lists its product as hypothetical. The coding region runs from base 135 to 350 and encodes 71 amino acids. The record is from RefSeq and is a predicted model, not a curated record. The transcript has 2 exons. Lineage: Eukaryota; Fungi; Ascomycota; Eurotiomycetes; Eurotiales; Aspergillaceae.